AUGUCGGCCAAGUACUUAGUUGUUUUUUCACGCUGUAGAAGGAUUCCAAUGUUCUCUAUUCUGUUCAUCUAUGUAAGUAAAAUCAUCAUACUUGAUUUAUUGUUUAAAUUUGUUAAUAACAGCGUUUUUAUCUGUCAGGUCAAUUUCUAUCUGAGAAGCAGUAAUUGGGACACAAGAAUAGCUGCUGCACAGGCUGUCCAUGCCAUAGCAAAGAAUGUGCCGCAGUGGGAACCGAGAGGUGCUCCAAAACAAGGUAAGGCUGUCAGUACUAAAGCAAAGAAUGUUCCUCAGUGGGAACUGAGAGACACUCCAAAACAAGGUAAGACUGUCUGUACUAAAGCAAAGAAAGUUCCUCAGUGGGAACUGAGAGACACUCCAAAACAAGGUAAGGCUGUCCAUACCAUAGCGAAGAAUACCUCCCAACAGGCAGGUUGUCCAUCCAUAGCCAAGAAUGUUCCUCAGUGGGAACUUAGAGAUGCUCAAAAACAAGGUCUGGAUGACCGCGAUAGACUGUUGAUUCAAAGACAGAUGUUGAAUAAACGUCUUGGUCUAGAUAUGGCAGGAAAUCUGAAACUUGACAUCGACAAGGAUUUAUUUUCUGACGAGGAUUUACUCACAGGAAUGAAAAAAGACGUCACAGUCAAACAAGACUCGAAACAUGUAGCAGUAUUUGGGGUGGUGGAAGCAGCAAUUGGUUCCAGCUCAGUUUCCAAGAGAGGAACCGGGCUAACCGAAAAGCAAAAUGCUGACCACAACGGCCAUUCAAGAGAUUCUCCAAAGAUGUUGGCAGUUAACCAGUUAUGGUUAUCAGAUUUAGCACUCAGGUUACUAUCUGUGAUAGCACUAGACAGGUUCGGGGAUUACGUCUCAGACGAGGUUGUUGCUCCUGUACGAGAAACUUGUGCUCAAACUCUUGGAGUAGUGAUAAAGUUUCUUGAAGCUGAUGGUGUACAAGGUGUACUUUGUAUACUGUUACAACUGUUGACUCAAAAACAGUGGGAGGUUCGGCAUGGGGGAUUGCUGGGAAUGAAGUACCUCCUGGCUGUAAGAAAGGACAUGACUGCAGAUUUCAUUGCCAAAGUGUUGCUUAUAUACCAGGGCCUGCAAGAUGCUGAUGAUGAUAACAGAGCUGUUGCAGCAAGUGCUUUAAUCCCAGUUACUGAUGAACUAGUGCAGAUACUUCCUCAACAGGUAGAUCCCUUGAUCGUUUUAAGCCUGUGGAAGAUCCUACUGGAUUUAGAUGAUCUUACAGCCUCCCUAACGGUAGCAUUAAUGACUCUGCUUUCAGCUUUGAUAGCACAUCCAAAAGCUAAUGUUAUAGACAUGACCGCAAAACCAUUAACAGAGCUUGUACCCAGAUUGUUACCAUUUCUGCGACACAACAUUCCUUCUGUUAGAAAAGCAGCACUGGAAACAUUGAAGACACUGUUAACUAUGCAAUCUACAAAGCAAUCUGUGAAUACCUGGUUACCACAUCUUCUGCAACCAUUAUUGUGCCAUAUAUACCAGAGAUCCCUGUUAGAAACCCAGCCAGAUAUUCUCUCAGUAGUGACAGAGGUUUGGUCCUGUAUGCUGAGCCGGUCACCUCCUGAGUUCCUGGUUGCAGCAGCCACACCAUGGAUGGGUGUGUGGUUGUCCCUGGCAAUGCGCAGGUCGAUGCUCUCGCAUAGAGGGGGGGGUCGACAAGUUUCAGAUAGUGAAGACAAGUCAUCUGUGGAGACCAAAGAUAGACCGGAAUAUAUAGCCGGAUACGAGUCGGUUAACUCCACCGUGCAAGACAGAGAUGUUUACGUAAUGAGGGCAAGAACGACGGCAGCACAGCUGCUAGGAAGUUUAUGUAGCAAGAUUACCCAGCCUGUUUUGGGUCUUCCCGAGAAUUGUGAGAAACCAUCCGAGUCCCUGGCCAAACUUCUAGUCUUCCAUCUUAACACAAAAUCGGCAGUACAGAGGAUUGUUAUAGCGGAGGUUGUACAUAUCUGGGCAGCUACAGGGUUGUGUGAAUGUCCAGAGGAAGUGAAAUCCAAAUUGUUAGAAACACUGACAGAGAGUAUUUAUUAUGAUGAAAUAGCUCUGGGGUUUACACGUUUACAAACAGAGUGCAGGGACUUCAUCGCCUCUCUCAAACAACAGGGCAUCAACAUGGAUCAGAUUAUCCUGCCUGGAACGAUACUAUCACUGGAUCAAGCACAGAUGCUUGUCACUCAGGUGUACGAACAAGUGAAGCCUGCCAUUAAACCUCGUAGUCUACAAACUUUAGAAGAUCGAAGGUCACAGUUACACGUCUCAGUAUCUCAGAUAACUGCUGAUCAACAAACACUGGCUGUCAGGGUGCAGUCUAGUUUAGCAAAGGCUGUUGUGUCUUUAGAUGCCAUUCCAGAAAAGUUAAAUCCAGUUAUCCGCCCCUUGAUGGACUGUAUCAAGAAAGAAGAAAAUGUUUAUAUACAGCGGGAAGGUUCCAAGUGUUUGAGCAGACUGUUGAGGAAAUGUUUGUCCAGAGAUCCGUGUCCAAACAACAAAGUGAUAAAGAACUUAUGUGGCUUUUUAUGCUGUGAUCCCUGUGUAACCCCUGUUUGUGCACAGAUAAACAACAACUCUACUUCAGAAAUUAGCUGUGAUAUGUACAAAGGAAAUCUCACUCUUGCCAAAUUGAAUAAAAUCCCAGACACUGACAGAAAACGUUUACAGAGGUCAUCGAGUGUGAAUGUCACUGUUACACCAGAGAUGCUCAAAGAUGAUGAACAGCAUUCAAAAAUGUUAUCAAUCCAGAGACGAGGAGGGGAGAUUACUCUGAAUACACUUACCUCAGAUUUUAGCGAGAAAGUUCCUCAGGAACUGCCUGCUUUGUGGGAAACUGCUACUAAAUGUCUCAAUGAAAACCAAGAUUCAGAGGUAGACAUGACAGAUUCCUCAGCCCAGGAAACAGUCAGUUGUCUACAAGUUCUUGAAUCUAUAGGUCCAUCUGUACAUACUUCCCUGCUGCCAAAGUUUGUUGAUAGUUUGCCGUGCCUUCAGUGUUACCUACAGAACAAGUAUACAGGCAUCCGGCACAUGUCGGCUAGAUGUGUGGGUAUGUUAUCGAGACUGUCGACAGCGGAGGUCAUGCUGUUCCUUAUAGAGAAAGUGUUACCUAUGUUUGAAGCCUCACACAAUGAUAUACAGAGGCAAGGGGCUUCUGAAGCCAUUGCCAAUGUGAUUGAGGUGUUGGGGAUGGAUAUUAUACCCUAUAUUGUAUUGCUGAUAGUUCCUGUGUUGGGGAGAAUGACUGAUCAACACGAGGAUGUUAGAACUGUAGCUACACACUGCUUCGCUUCCCUCAUACGCUUACUGCCAUUAGAGGCAGGUGUAGCGGACCCUCCUGAUAUUAAGUCAAGUCUGGUAGAGAGGAAAGUAGAGGAAAGAGCAUUUCUGGAACAACUUCUUGAUGGAUCCAAGUUAGAAAAUUAUAAAAUUGAUGUUCCAAUUAAAGCAGAACUUAGGAAAUAUCAGCAGGAUGGUGUGAAUUGGCUCGGUUUCCUCAACAAAUACAAACUACAUGGUAUAUUAUGUGAUGAUAUGGGACUGGGGAAAACUUUACAGUCUAUCUGUAUCAUAGCUUCUGACCAUUACAGGAGGGAGCAGAAGUACAAGGAAUCAGAAAAUCCAGACUGUAAACCAUUGCCAUCCAUAGUUGUCUGCCCACCGACAUUGAUUGGACAUUGGGUGUAUGAAGUGAAUAAGUUUAUCGACAAAGAAUACCUCAACCCUCUCAUGUAUGCUGGACCUCCGAUGGAAAGACUGAAGUUACAGAAGAAGGCAAAAAAAUACAACAUGAUUGUAGCAUCCUAUGAUGUUGUAAGAAAUGAUAUUGAAUUUUUCAGUUCUUUCAGUUGGAAUUAUUGUGUUUUGGAUGAAGGUCACAUCAUCAAAAAUGGCAAAACUAAGAUCUCAAAAGCAGUGAAGCAGUUAAACUGUAACCACCGAUUGAUUCUGUCUGGUACACCAAUUCAAAACAAUGUCCUUGACCUCUGGUCUCUCUUUGACUUCCUGGUACCAGGUUUCUUGGGUACAGAAAGGCAAUUCCAGGCAAGAUACGGGAAACCAAUCUUAGCCAGCAGAGAGGCAAAAAGCUCUUCUAAAGAGCAAGAAGCAGGUGCUCUAGCUAUGGAGACAUUACAUCGACAGGUGCUUCCGUUUAUAUUGAGACGUUUGAAAGAAGACGUUCUAAAAGAUCUACCUCCAAAAAUUAUCCAGGACUACUACUGUGAUCUUAGCCCACUACAGGUAAAACUGUAUGAAGACUUCUCCAAAUCUCAGGCACAGAAAGGUGUAGAAGAUUGUGUCACCUCUACAAAGGCAGUAGAACAGAAGAAAGGAUCAACACAUGUCUUUCAGGCUUUACAGUAUUUACGUAAAGUAUGCAAUCAUCCGGCAUUGGUACUGAACUCGAGUCACCCUAAGUACACAGAGUUCAUGGGCAUGUUGAAGACACAAUACUCGAAUCUUCAUGAUAUUUCUCAUGCACCUAAACUUACAGCUUUAAAGCAACUGUUGUUGGACUGUGGUAUUGGAGUGGAGGAGUCAAGUGGACAGCCAGGUACGGAUGCACCAGUGGUCAACCAGCACAGGGUCCUCUUGUUCUGUCAGCUCAAGGGAAUGCUGGAUAUUGUAGAGAAAGAUCUUCUCAAAGCUCAGAUGCCCUCGGUGACAUUCCUCAGAAUGGAUGGGUCAGUCCCAGCUGGGUCCAGACAUGAUAUUGUUAACAGAUUUAACAACGAUCCGUCCAUUGACAUCCUUCUGCUUACAACACACGUGGGUGGACUGGGUCUCAACUUGACUGGUGCUGAUACUGUGAUAUUUGUUGAGCAUGAUUGGAACCCAAUGAAAGAUCUACAGGCAAUGGACCGAGCUCACAGAAUUGGACAGAAGAAAGUUGUAAAUGUUUAUAGACUUAUCACAAGAGGAACUUUGGAAGAGAAAAUUAUGGGACUCCAGAAGUUUAAGAUGACCAUUGCCAAUACAGUAAUCAGUCAGGACAAUGCUAGCUUGACAACCAUGGGUACAGAUCAACUAUUAGACUUGUUCGCUUUAGAAGACAAGAAGAAAGGAGAGAGUUCUGCACCAGGGGAUAGUAAAACUGUUGAGAAAAAGGAGACUGUUAAAUCAAUUCUGGAAGGACUGGGUGAUCUUUGGGAAGAUGACCAGUACCAGUCAGAAUAUGACAUGAAAAAUUUUAUGAAGUCUCUGGUGUAAACUAUCAAUACUGUUUUGUACAUGUAAUAUUGACAUUCUAGAAUAUCACAUAUUAAGAUGUUUCAAAUUGAGAAAAAAAUACAUAUGCUACAGUCAUUAGCAUUUUCGUAUGAGAAAUGUCUUAGGUCAAAUUUUUGAACAGCUGAGUUUAUAUUUUAGACUAGAAAAAUCAAAAUCUAGAACAGUGAUGUUAUUUUUUGUUUAUUUUAGAUUUGAUUUCGUUCCACCAUGAUGGACCUUACUUUUUUGUACAUAAUGAAUUAUAAGUUGAGUUAUAAGUUGUUGAUACACUGCAAAUUUAUGUUACAGUCUUCUGUUUUCACUGGGUAGUUGUUCAAGAAGAAUUGGGGUGGGUGGGAAUGGUUAUCAUUCAUUUUCUAUAUACUUUUAUCUGUGGAAUGUAUGUGUGUGCUUAUGUUGAAAAUUGUUAAGGAUGAAUGUUGUGUUUUAAAUGAACAUGUUUCAAUCAGUAUGUACUUCUGAACCUAUUGUGUUCAAAAUAUUACCGGUAUAUAAAGGUAAGGUUUAGCCUGUUUUGUCUUUUGUGCUAAGAAAAAAAAUGUAUGAAUUGGAGAAGAAUGUUUUGUAUGAAGAAAUAGGUACAAUACAACUUCUGAUAAUGACCUUAUUGAUGGUCAAAGUCCUCCUUGCUGAAGCAGACCGUUUUUAGCACACAAAAAAAAGACAGACCAGGUCAUAAAAACUGCUGACCUUUAGCACUUCAUGCUCCGAUUUAAACAAAACUAGGCUACUAGGUCAAAUCAUAGAAAAACUGAUCUAGACUGUAUAGGAAACAUUUUCUUCCUUUAUAUCUACCUAAACAUAGAAAAUUGUUUGUCAGUGCAUGGCAGUCUUGCUUAUUUUAUCUGUUACUUUAAGUUACUGUUGUGUAUACUGUAUAUUGGUUUGGAAAUUCAAAUUAUUUACAAUAUGUCAUAAUAAAUGGCUUGUAAUAUUUAUGAUAAUAUAAAAUUGUUAGGUAUCUUAAUCAAAUAUAUAAUGGCAUUUUGCUCUCAUGUUUUAGGGUCACUCUGGUGUCGUUUGUCCAGCAUUCACAUUUUUAUUAAACAUCUUAUCCUUUUGAAAUUAUUGGUCAGAAUUAUGCCAAACCUGGUCAUGACCUUGACCUUUAUAUGAUCAUCACCUUCAAACUUCACCUUAAAAAAAACAACAUUUUACUUACCCAGGUUUUACCAUUUUGCCUACAGCCCACACAAUUUAGUUCAUACUCACACUCAAUAAACCUUGUGGCAAGACUUACAAAUAGACCUAUAUAUAGAUGACCUUGACCUUCAUAUGAUAUUGACCUUUAAACUUAAAACCUCGAACAUCUUUGGUCAUACACCCGGUGGCAUGAUUUUGUGUUUUGAUUAGGCAGCUCCUUGUUAUUUUGUACAGUUGUUCAAUUUUGCUUGUUUAUAUUUUGCGUAUUUUGACUUAAACUAAAUACUGUUAAACUGACUAUGUUAGGAACUUGUUGAUCUAAUUCAGGGGAACAAGAACCUUGUUAUCAUGUUACUUGUUAAUUAAACAUAAUGGAGAUAUCUAUGAUUUAAUCUUUUGUGUUAAUUAUAUUGGAGAGACAAUGUUGUUUAAUUGAUUCUAACUUAAAAUUUGUUUCUGUCAAACUGAAAAAAAAAAAAAUAAAACAAAAUUAAUCGUUGGUUACCAAGGCUAGAAAAUUUGAAAGCAGUGAGCUAAAUUAACAAAAUUAAUGGUUGACUGACCAAGGCUAGAAAAUUUGAAAGCAGUGAGCUAAAUUAACAAAAUUAAUGGUUGGUUUACCAGGGCUAGAAAAUUUGAAAGCAGUGAGCUAAAUUUUAGGAAAAUGGUAAUCUAUAUCAUGAUGCUAAUACUAUGCUUGAAGCAACUUCUAAGGUUGGAUGUUGGUCGGAAGAACUUGUCAAGUCAAAUUUAUUUGAAAAAGUUGUUGUUGAAUGCACUUCAGCCUAACAUUGGCAAAACUUCAAUUUGGACACUGAAAGCGAAAUUAUUUGUAUAGCUAAAUUCUUCAUUCUGUUGAAAAUUUAUUUUAUUCAUGGAUAAUAGAAUUCUGUCAUGUACAGUAUAGUAAGGUAUAUAGUGUAACGUCCGAAUACCGCACACUACCAGGACCAGAAAAAAAAUUUUUUGUUUAAGUUUCCGUAAGCCAUUCUUUGUGAUUUGGAGCAAGUUCAGACUGGCAAAUUAUUUAAAUUUUAUCCUGUAGGGUAAACAGAAAUUCCCAGAUUUCAAGUUUUAAAGAGAAUUUGAGAAUUUUUUUAUGUUCAUAUGGGUCAGCACAAACCCAGAAGUCAUUAGGUUUUGUCAUCUGCAAAUAUUUCACAGCAUAAUGGUACAGUUAUAUUAUUGUAAUUGUAUACAUUGUUACACAAUGUUAUGCCCUUAUUAUCAGUGCAUUGGUUAAUGUUCUAACACGUCCCAGUUUGUUUUCCUAUUAUACAAAGAAGGCAGGAAAUUGUGUGUGCAACAAUUCAUUUUUCUGAUGUCUCAAUAAUUACAUCAUAGCGUCAAACGGCAUAGUGGUGUGCUGGAAAAGAAACCAACAGAAAACGGGCAAAUAUUUGGUGGAUGAAGUAAAGGAUGUACAAAAUAAUCAUUGAUAACGUGUUAGAAUCCAAAUAAUAUAUCUCAUAUAGUGAUUUGCUCUUGCAUAAAAUCAUUGUUUGUCGUUUGGAUGCGUAUUAUUAUAUCACUCAGGCUGCGCCGUCAUGAUAUAAUUUCUUUCGCAUCUGAACACCAAUUUUAUUCAACAACAAGUCACUAAAUGAGAUAUAUUAUUUCAUAAGUAUGAUACAGUAUAAUGUUCUCAUUGUCAGUGCAUUGGAUAAUACUCGAGUAUAAUUACAAAAUAAUAUAUAGUAGAAACAUGUUUUAACAUACUGAAACAAUACGAUGAGGUUAUAUGCUCUAGGGUUAGCCUGCCCGCUUAGCUCAGUAGGUAGAGCGUUGGUCUAAAGAUUGCGAGGUCGUGAGUUUGAUCCCUGGGCAGGGCGUAUAUUCUCCAUGACGAUUUGAUUACGGUAAAGACAUUUUGUCUGAAAUCAUUUGUCCUGCACCUCUGAUUCAUAUGGGGAAAUUGGCAGUUACUAGCGGAGAACAGGUUUGUACUGGUACAGAAUCCAGGAACACUGAUUAGGUUAACUGCCCGCCGUUACCUGACUGAAAUACUGUUGAAAAAGGGCAUUAAACCCAAAACAAACACAUAUAUGCUCUGGGAUUAAUUUUUCGAGGACGUACUCCAAAUAAAUUAUACACGCACAGUAUGACCGAUUCGUAUUGUUGCAAUAUAUUAAAACAUGGCUGUGCUUAAUAUUAUUUUGAUUCUGUUAUGACUUUGUAUGUUAACAAGUAGAUAAAACAGGGAAGCACUAUUUUGAGUGCAUGUAUGGUGCUAGAUAUGAUAGGUCAUCAUGACAUCAACUAGAAAUUCUGUUUUAACAGUGUUUAAAUGUGGGAUGUAACACAUUCCGCGAAAUAGCAUAGCAGUACGUAGACAUCCCAUAUCAUAUAUAAUGAUAACCCUAUUUUAUUAGGAAAAUUGUCUUCAGAAAUCCAGUUUGAUUCUUACUCUUUAAAUCAUUUAUUAUUGUACAUUAGUCAAACAAGAGUAAAGAAAAAUAAAAGGAAUACUGUGAAAUCAUUGAUAUUCGUGUGGGACCAAUUUUUGUGGUUGAGUCAAUAAACGAAAUCUAAUCCCAAUGAACAAGUAAAAUUCCCAUUCAUUUUUUUUCAAAACUUGAAAUCCACGAAUUCAUAUCCCCACAAAAUUGCCGUUUCGACUAAAACCACGAAAUUUCAUGCCCACGAUAUAAAAUUAUUUUACAGUAUGCCGUAAGUAUA
Messenger RNA from Mercenaria mercenaria, 9072 nucleotides. Its product is annotated as TATA-binding protein-associated factor 172-like. Gene Ontology annotation, molecular function: ATP hydrolysis activity; ATP binding; TBP-class protein binding. The record is from RefSeq and is a predicted model, not a curated record. Lineage: Eukaryota; Metazoa; Mollusca; Bivalvia; Venerida; Veneridae.